AUGAGCCUAGCGCGAGCUCGAGUGCUACAGCGAGACAUACUUUGUCAGGAAUGUUGCGUGGAUCGCCACAAGUGUUUGCCACUGCAUGUUAUUAACAUCAGUACAAAAUGGAAUGGUCAAUAUUUUGAACGUACAUCAUUGAAAGACAUCGGCUUGCGUGUGCAGUUAGGACACUCGGAUAUGACAUGUGCAUGUCCUGUGCGCGGACAUACUGACUUUCUUGUUUUGCAUGUCAAUGGAAUUCACCGAGUGAAUCCUCAAACAGCAUGCACCCGUCAAGUUCUUGAACACUUCUUGCUGCUUACAUGGUCUAGUAAAGUCUCCGCUUUCGAGUACUACCAGACUUUAGAGCGUCUCACAGACAACACCGGUAUCUCUGUUCCAAAGAGCCGCUAUUCAGCAUUCAUGCGUAUGAUCCGGGAAUAUCGCCACAUUUUACUCUUGAAGCGAGCUGGUUUACAACCAGGCGAUCUCGCAUUACAUUGUCCUGCAUGUCCGCAACCUGGAAUAAACCUACCAAGAGGUUGGGAGACCGUAGAUGCCUCUCUGAAGUUCCUUUACUACUUAAUCAUUGCUAUGGAUGCCAACUUUUGUCUCAAGAACAGAACUCAAUCGUCGGAUUCAGUGGACCCUGGCAUGCAUACCGGUCUUGCAUAUUUUGUUGCAAAUAAGCCUUACAGUGCUCAUGUGUUGAAAUUCGCCUCCCAGAAAGAUAUUAGUACGUGCAGUGGUUUUAGUACUCUGGCACAUGCCGAGUCAAAGUUCUCGAAUGGACUACGGGCUACAGGUGUCAGGCUCUGCCUAUGUGCACGCCAUGAAUUUGUGCGUCCCAAAGGGGUGGCUAUCAUCCCCCUUCUUCUUUUAAAUGUCGUCAUCUCCUACAAUGUUGCCUGCCAGUGGAAAAUCAACCUCUUUGAGAGAAUGGACUGGCUUCCUGAGAAUAUGCGUAUCCCUGUCGCAUUCGCAACAACGGCGUUCAGGUUUGCAAUUCCAAAGUUUCACGCCAGCGCCCAUGAGGAUAGCUGUGCUAUCCUGCAUUCACUCAACCUCAUGCCAGGAGUAGGUCGAACAGAUGGAGAAGGCAUUGAACGAAAUUGGGUGGAGAUAAACCGGGUUGCAAAUAGUACCAAGGAAAUCGGACCAGGUGCACAACAUGAUACCCUGGAUGACCAUUUUGGUCAUCAUAAUUGGCGUAAAUUUGUUGGCCUCGGUCUCUCAUUACAAAAGAAACUCAUAACUGCGGUCAAGGAGUGUGAUCGCCAGCAGGCUGCCUUUCAAGAGUUCAAUCUCGCAGUUGGGACGUCAUAUGAGAAUGAGUGGACUGCAAUGGUCGAGAACUGGGAGGUGGACAAGACACAGGAAAACCCAUUCAUAAACAGAGAACGUGAGAAUCUGCUUGAGCAAAACGACAGCGGCUCUUUUGUAGAAGCCGAAAAUACUAUCCUCUGGUUGCCAUCAAGCAUUGACACUUCGAUUUGGACGUCAACUUGCCGCGAUAAUAUUAUCUGCAUCGAAGAGGAACUUCGCAACACUCAAUGCCACGACUGUCUCAAUAAACUCCGAAAUGUCCUGCGUGCCAGGGUUCAUCUCAUCAAACACAGAAAUAGGAACACCCGUGGUCAAAGGGCCAAUACCCGUGCAGCAUCAGUCAUUAGUCGCUUGGAUGCCAAGAUCAAGAUUAUAGCCAAGAAGUAUCACACCGCUCAUAGGUGCUUGAUUGCAUUACGAGGGCCGGUGUAG
This is a messenger RNA of Suillus discolor, 1740 nucleotides long. RefSeq lists its product as uncharacterized. The record is from RefSeq and is a predicted model, not a curated record. The coding region runs from base 1 to 1740 and encodes 579 amino acids. The transcript is spliced from 10 exons. NCBI's taxonomy places the organism in Eukaryota, Fungi, Basidiomycota, Agaricomycetes, Boletales, Suillaceae.